Messenger RNA from Lagopus muta (rock ptarmigan), 5061 nucleotides. RefSeq names its product RING finger protein 223 (gene RNF228). Gene Ontology annotation, molecular function: ubiquitin protein ligase activity. Gene Ontology annotation, biological process: protein ubiquitination. Bases 51 to 863 code for a protein of 270 amino acids. Lineage: Eukaryota; Metazoa; Chordata; Aves; Galliformes; Phasianidae. The record is from RefSeq and is a predicted model, not a curated record. The transcript has a single exon.
CAGGCGCGGCCAGGAGCCCGGCACCCUCCGCCCGUCCGCGGCGCGAUGUUAUGGCCGAGCCGGCGCAGAAGGGCGGCGGAGGGCGCGGCGGGCGGCAGGAGGACGGGGCGGCGGCCGCCCCCAGCUACGAAGACUACGAGUGCAAGAUCUGCUACAACUACUUCGACCUGGAGCGGCGGGCGCCCAAGCUGCUGGAGUGCCUGCACACCUUCUGCCAGGAGUGCCUGAGCCAGCUGCACCUGCGCGCCGCGCAGCAGCCCCCCGCCGCCUCCGAGCCGGGCGCGGGGCCGGGACGGGCGGCCGUCGGCUCUCUCGCCUGCCCGCUGUGCCGCCACCGCACGGCGCUGCCCGACCACCGCGUCCACGGCCUGCCGGUCAACACCAAGCUGGCCGCCGCCUGCCCGCCGCAGCUGCGCGCCCGCGACCCGCUGCCCCAGGACCGCCUCCCGCCGCUGCCGCCUCGCCGCCCGCCCCGCGCCCGGGAGGCGGCGGCCGCCCUCGCGCCGACCCCCGCGCCCCCCGCCCGCGCCGGGCCGCGCUCCUCGGGCGGCGGCUACGAGAGCUGCCAGAGCUGCAAGCGGGCGGCGCUGAGCGCGGGCUGCGUGUGCGUCGUCGUCUCCUUCCUCUCCAUGGUGGUGCUGCUCUUCACCGGCCUCAUCUUCGUCAACCAGUACGGCGGGGACGCGGGGCCCGGCGCCUCGCCGUCGCCCGUGGGGCCCAUCUGCCUCUCGGUGGCCAGCGUGCUCGCCCUCUUCUCCGUCGUCGUCACGUGGCUCAUCUGCUGGCUCAAGUACCGGCCCGAGGCCGCCGCCGCCAACGCCCCCGCGCGGGGCCGUGCCGCGGCCCGCAGGACCGACACGUAGCGCCGGGAGGGGCGGGGGAUGCUCGGGGCCGCCGGGACCGCCGUGCUGGGGCCGCCUGCCCCGGGGGAGGGCGAUGCGGGGCGGGCCGCGGAGGAACGGGUGUCCCCCCGCCGCCGUCACUGCCGGCGGGCCCGCGGGGCUCCGCGGCGUUUGUAGCGCCGGGGAAGGGCCGGCCGCGUUGCCGGCUGCUCCGGGGACGGGAGGCGGGCGGGGCCGGCCAUGCCAGGGGCGCGGCGCCGGCACGCAGCCCCGCGGUGUAGCGCUGUGCGACCGCCGCCCGCUCGGUAAGGCGGGACGGAACGAGUAUGAAAGAAAACCGGCUUACUGUUGCCCCCACCUGGAAGAUAAUUGGAGAUCUGCACUGGCGUUAGGAGCAGAGCGGCAUCGCGAGGCUAAAUGCGUUUUCUAUUUUUCUUGUUAUGAAGUUGACAAGUGCACAUAGAAGCUGUAACAGAAGCGUAUUAUCUUAAAGAGACUGAGCCAAAGUAUCCUUCCUUGUACCGAGUACGGCUUUGUUACAUUCCUAUUAGAAGGCCGUCGAGUCCUCUAUUGGUUGCUUAAAAUAAGCUUUAUUAUUUAAUUCUUUUAAAUUCUCAUUUAAUGUGGGAGACUGAACCGCUGCAUUGCACUCUUAAUUUAUGGAAGAUGAUUUGAUUAAUGGAGCUCUGAAAGACUCCUGUGAUAGAGAACAGUACUCUGCUGGCCAUUGAUCUCAGUUUUUAUACAGCGAGAGAAACCCACAUUAAGAUACAGACUUUCAGCAUUGCUGUAGAGGUGGAACGCGGCAGCUCACCGUGCGAUCUGAUCGCUUACCUGUGGUGCAGGCACUGUGGUGAGGCAGGGGCUUUCCCCUCGUGAUGACUUUCUCUUCUGCGUUAGGAGUUUCCAUGGAGGCCAGUAGGAGACAUUCAGAGAUGUGUCAGAGAUGUGACGAGACGCCCGUAACGUGGUGUGAAACGUAGUGCCGUAUGGCUGGUCUUGUAGUAUAUCAAGGAGAGCACUCAUAUAGAUACUAUUCUGUGUUGCGGGAUGAUUCAUUUGGUGCCUGAAUUUUUUUAACUUAAUUAGUUGUUAUAACCUACGACAUCGGGAAUAAGAUAGUGCUUCUUAUUCCGGGUUUUUACACAGUACUGUAUUGGAAUGAGGUAGUUAUUUUCGUGCUUAAAUUCAAGAAUUUUAACAGUGAUCUUUGAUUAUGUGUGUUGCAAGCUGUGUGCAUGACUUCUGACACGUAUCCUCAUAGACCUUUAUCGGCCACUUCUAUUUAUCACAAGCGCAAAGGAAUUUACUCUGUAGAAAUGUAAAGGCAGCAAGUGGAGCUGUGUGCUGUGUUUUAUGACUGCACAAGUGACGUGUGCUGUGCAUUGUCUUCGUCAUCACAAAGCUGUGAAAAAACACCCCCUCUAAAAGAAAAAGAAAAAAAAAAAAGGUAUUUAUACGACAGACGUAGUUUGUGGAAAUAGCCUAUGACUUUUGUGUCACUUAAGUUGAUUUACCAGAUCCACACCAGCCUUUUAAAGUCGUAUUUAAUAAUAGAGAGGCCCUGAGGAGGUAAAUCCCUGCGCUGAGUCCUGGCUCUGCUGUGGGCUGUGUGUUUAGAACAGUGAUCAGACACGGAGCAGUUUGUUGGCUGUGCAGAGCUGAGCCUCCAGCAGCAGGCCUGACUCCCAGUCCCUGACUGCAGCAGUAGUUAUGGAUGUUCUGCACCAAAGAAAACCACGAGACUUUUAUUUAAGCAUCUAAAUGACAAUUUAGAUGGUCGACUUCAGGUACAAAUGUUUGAAAAUGUUGGCCUUAACCUCUCUGUUUUCAGUUACUGCAUCUGUAAAGUUUGAUAACAGGGUGACCUACCUCACAGGCAAGAUGUGAGGCUUUAUUUAUUGACGUUUUUAAGCAAUUGGAGAUCCUUGAAGAGGAGGUGCUAUAGAGGUGAAAGUAUUAUUAUAAAUGAUACUGUAGUAGGAAUAAAUAUAUGUAAAUUAAUGGACAUAAACAGCCGCAAUGUUUUCUAAGAAAAAUAAACAUAUAAAAUACGUACGCGUGUGCAUCAUAUGCACCAAUUUCUGCUUUACCUGCUUCUGCUAAUGCAGCACAUUUCGGUGUUCUCACUUGGCCAGGUGAGCUCUGCUGAAUGCAGCUCAGGUCGGCCCACCCGCAGCCGCUGCCCUCACUCCGCCUCACGCAGGCACAGCAGAGCUCGGAGCACUCGUGGGGCUGGGCUGGAGCUCAGUGCCCGGCUCCUGCUCCGCUCUGCUCAGCGGCAGCUACUGCAGCCCCACUGCUGUGCUGCCAGCACUGCCCUGCCAGCCAGCUGCCACCUGGGAGCCUACAAGCAGAGGAGCCACAGUCACGCAGGUGGCUGUGCCCUAAGGCACUGCUUGCAGUACGUUUAUACUCCAGCUUUUACUUCCGCAUCGUAGUUUUAUUUCUGCCUUUUCACUGUAUUUGCCAUUGUGUCUAAACCAAUGGUUUCAACUGGGAUCCACAGGCUACCUCUAAAGGAUUUACAGAAGGUAAGCGAGAACAGCAAAUCAAUCACCCGAAGCUCAGAUUUGUUACGUGAGAAUCAAAUCUAAAAUGUUUAUGGGUUUGCAUGUUACUCAAGUGGAAGAUGACAGCCUAAACAGGAUUUUCAGGGUUAUUUACAAUGGGACGCUCAUAUUGCAUAUCAGGUUCCUGCCCUUAUAUUGUAAAUAUUUCAGAGCCUAAUUAAAGUGGACAGUCCCACCAUGUGCCAAAUGCUUCCCUGUGCUUACACAGAUUUUUGGAGCAUUAGUAUGGACCCACAUCACAGUACCAGUCAGAAUAAAAUCACUGUACACAUCUCUGGCUGCUGUACAGUCCCAGCCUUACAUUUGUGUUCUGGGUUCCUUUGGUUGCUUGUCUGAAGCCAAACUUUCCUCGAGUUUCAGGAGGAAAAAGAAAGUAAACACAAAGAAGAGAAUCCUUGUCACUGGUGCUGUUUAAUCAUUGUAAUUGUUUUAGUGAGGGUGCUGGUCUUUGCAACUUGUUUAAAAACACGUGGAAGUAUACAGCUAAUAGGGUGCACAGCAGAACACCAUCCUGCAGAAAACAGUGCUCAGAGCACUGGGGGAGAGCAGAGAAGGCAGAAUGCACCACAGCACUGAGGGAAGCCGUGGGAAAUACAAGCUGGCUUCUUCAGCUUCCUUUGCAUGGUUUUUUGGUUUUUUUGUUUUUUGGUUUUUUUGCUGUGCAGUUCUCCUCUGUGUUACACAGUCUGGUGGGAGCAGCUACAGCCAAGGCAUGGGAACACCAGAAAAGCAAACCUGAAGCUUCCAUGGGAAUUGCUGGACCUCUGCUUGAGUUCUGGGAGAGAUGCAGAUCUUCCUGGUGUGCCAAAGAUCCUAAAUGUGUAGCACUAAUCCCGUGUCUGUCUACCUGACUGGAAGCAUGCUGGGCUCCAAGCUGGAGGAUCAGUGAAGCCAUUUGGGAAUGGCUUGCAAUAGGCUGCUGGACACCAGUAUUUUAAGGUAUUAAAGCACAGCCAAGUUUUUUUUAACACAUGUCAUGUACUGUCAGUGCCACAGUGUAGGAGCUGCCAUUUCUGCUCUCUCCUUUGGAGUGUCCCUGAUAAGAGCUGUGGCUGCAGGGAAGGGAAGCCGUAUUCCUUUUGGCAUUACUAGCCCAUAGUUAGUAGUAAUAAUCACAAAGUGUUUGCUGACAUCGUGGCAGACCUUCGUCUCAUGAAGGCAGGUGUGCAGACAGACACAAGCACUUCACUCAUGCACAGAAGGAAUAAAGGCAGUGGUCAUCUGGCUGGAUUGGCACCGUGCUGAGGUGCUUUUGUGUUCCAUCGCCAGGGUGUCCAACAAUUGGAAAAGCACCACAAAGACAAAUAAGAAAACAGUACCAAACCCUCCGGCACCAGAAGCUGGACCUCUGUUCCCAGGAGUGGCUGCUAGGUGGGGUCCUGGUUUUGCCUGGGUUUUCCAAAAAGAUACUUUGAGAAUCAGGCUCUGUUCUUCCAUUAUCCUCUGGUAGUGCAGGCGGGGAGCUCAAAAAUGCCUCUGACCUGUAAAGGAAUUCCUUUCUACGUUUAUUCUUCAGAGAACAAAAAAGAAUAAAUUCCAGCUAUUUUUUUCCACGCAAUACAUUCCCAUUCCAAAAAUGCAUUGCUGAAAUUCAGUGGUUUAAAGAUGUGUAUGAGAUCCUUCUGCUUCUUACCUCAGCGCUUCUC